CUCCUGUUCGACACAGUGGAGACCAUGGGAAAAGACUAUUUAUCAUCAAACCUUCUGGAUUCUAUGACAGGCGUUUUUUGCGUUUAGUGAAAUUCUACAUUUUGUUGACCGGGGUUCCAGUAGCAAUUGGUAUUACUCUGGUGAAUGUCUUCGUUGGUGAAGCGGAGUUGGCAGAGAUCCCCGAGGGUUACAUCCCCGAACACUGGGAGUAUUACAAGCACCCUAUAACGAGGUGGAUCGCCCGUACUUUCUUUGAUGGUCCCGAGAAGAAUUACGAGAGGACGAUGGCGGUCCUUCAGAUUGAAGCGGAGAAGGCUGAUUUACGGUUGAAGGAGCUGGAGGUGCGGAGGCUAAUGCGUGAGAGGGGAGACGGGCCCUGGUACCAGUACCCGACCAUCGACAAAGCGCUGGUGGACCAUUCUCCGAAGGCGGCUCCUGACAGCUAGCCCCACCGCGCCAGGCGCAGAGGCCGCUCUGCAGUGGAGAUGGGCGAGUGGAUGCUCUGUGUGCUCUCCGAGGAAUAAAAGCUGUCCGCGGCCGCUC
This is a messenger RNA of Tupaia belangeri chinensis (Chinese tree shrew), 543 nucleotides long. RefSeq names its product NADH:ubiquinone oxidoreductase subunit B5 (gene NDUFB5). NCBI's taxonomy places the organism in Eukaryota, Metazoa, Chordata, Mammalia, Scandentia, Tupaiidae. Gene Ontology annotation, cellular component: respiratory chain complex I. The record is from RefSeq and is a predicted model, not a curated record.